UUCCGAACCUUUGUAGUCAUGUCUACAUUGAUUCCAGGUUACUUACAGAGAGCGUCUCAUUUCUGUCUUCUGUCAUUGAUAUCAGUCUCUUGACGCGCUUACGUAGGGUGUGCGCCACAUCUUCAGGGCUCAAGGGAGACGGAAGUUCAGCACGGAGCACCGACGUUAGCUCGUUUCUUCGGGCUGUGUGAGAGCUCUGUUAACCUUUCCUGGAAAGUGGGGUGAACAGUUUUACCUGAGUGGUUCUUGUGGGGACAAAAAGUAAAGUAACGCUUCGAUUAACAAAUAACACCGUCUUACCUGUCAUACUCUAAAUCCGAGUUAAGGGGACUACAGAACAGGCUUCAUCAUCAUGGCUCCACAUCCUGUAAUGCAGGCAAUCAUUGACUUUUCAGCAGGAGCAGCAGGUGGUACAGCCUGCGUGCUAAGCGGUCAGCCAUUUGACACCAUCAAGGUGAAGAUGCAGACGUUUCCCAGCAUGUACCGUGGCUUCAUCCACUGCUUCAUUUCAAGUUUCAAACAGGUGGGACUCCGUGGUCUCUACAAAGGCACCACACCAGCCCUCCUGGCCAACAUCAGUGAGAAUGCGGUGCUCUUCUUGAGUUAUGGCCUGUGCCAGGACACUGUCCGUCUUUUGUUAAGGAUGGAUAAAGGAGCAGAGCUCAGUGAUGUCCAAAAAGCUUCUGCAGGGUCUUUAGCUUCCAUCUUCUCCUCCAUGGCCAUUUGCCCCACAGAGCUGGUGAAAUGUCGCCUACAGGCCAUGCAUGAAAUGGAGGAGACUGGAAAAGUUGCAAAAGGACAGCGAAGCACCGUCUGGUCUGUGGUUAAGACUGUGCUGCGGACAAAUGGUCCUUUGGGUUUCUACCAGGGACUCACCUCAACCAUUGUCAGGGAAAUACCAGGUUACUUCUGCUUCUUUGGUGCCUACGAAGUAUGUCGGACUACAUUUGCACACCAUAUGGGGACAGACAAAGACAGUAUAGGCAUUCUUCCACUUAUGUUCAGCGGUGGAUUUGGAGGGGCUUGUCUUUGGCUAGUGGUCUAUCCAAUCGAUUGUGUGAAGUCUAGGAUUCAAGUCUACUCUUUAGCUGGGAGGCAAGAGGGUUUCAUGAAGACCUUCAUGGGUAUUAUACGCACUGAAGGUUUCACUGCUCUGUACUCUGGUUUGACUCCUACCAUGAUACGCACCUUCCCUGCCAACGGAGCGCUCUUCCUAGCUUAUGAGUUCAGCCGUAAAUUUAUGAUGGACACAGUGGGGGCCACAAGUGUGCCGCUGCAGCUCCAUGUGUCAGACUUCUCUCCAAUGAUCUCAACAACAUCCAGCACAGUGGAGAUGGUUACUCCACGCAAACUUCAGAUCAGUGAAGAAAAUGUUGAAGAUAAAAAUGCAGGGAGGUUGGAAUGUUUUGGUUGGCUGCUGGUAAUUAUAUCCCUCCUGUUUAUAGCGCUAACCUUCCCAAUCACGUUGUUUAUGUGUGUCAAGAUAGUAAAGGAGUAUGAGCGAGCGGUCAUUUUCAGACUUGGGCGAAUCGCCGAUCGGAAACCUAAAGGACCAGGCCUAUUUUUUGUUUUGCCCUGCACUGAUAACUUUGUGAAAGUUGAUCUAAGGACUGUGUCUUUUGAUAUCCCUCCACAAGAGAUCCUGACCAAAGACUCGGUCACUGUGUCCGUGGAUGGAGUUGUCUACUUCCGCAUUCACUGUCCCAUCUCAGCUGUGGCCAACGUGUCCAAUGCACACUCAUCCACACGGCUGCUUGCUCAAACCACUCUGAGGAAUGUACUUGGCACCAAAAACCUUUCAGAACUACUGUCUGACAGAGAAGGAAUUUCAGUGAGCAUGCAGGAGGCCCUGGAUGAAGCCACCGACUCAUGGGGGAUCAAGGUGGAGCGUGUGGAGAUCAAGGAUGUGAAGCUGCCUCAGCAGCUGCAGAGAGCCAUGGCUGCAGAGGCGGAGGCCAGUCGGGAGGCCAGGGCUAAAAUCAUUGCUGCAGAAGGUGAGAUGAAUGCUUCCCGGGCUCUGAAAGAAGCAGCUCUAGUCAUUGAUGAAGCCCCGUCUGCUCUCCAGCUGCGAUACCUGCAGACUCUCAAUUCCAUCGCCGCGGAGAAGAACUCCACCAUCAUCUUUCCUCUGCCCAUAGACAUGAUGCAGAGUUUCAUGCAGAAAAAGUGAUGAACCAUGUAGUCUGCACAAUAAUUUUCGUCCCAAAGUAAGUUCGCAUGUUUCAAAUAGGGAGGAAAAAGAGCUACUCGUUAAUGCAAAUACAAACCAAACACUGUUUUUGUGUACCUAUUAUGCUUAUUGUGAUUUAAUAAUUAAAUACAAAGUGCAACAUACACAGCCAUAGCCUCUCAUUAUUAACCUCAGCUAAGUUACAGUUUCAGUAGAGGAGAGCGAAUGAAGUAGGCAAGAAACAAAAACAAUUCACAGCAAACUUAUAAAGACAUGCUUUCAUGGAAACUUCUCUGGAGUAUCUGAUUACAAUCAUUUUAACAACAAUUCACAGAAGUAACAACAUCCACGUGAUGCAGCGACCUCUCUCUGAUAUUGCAUGAAAAUUGUAAACAAAAGCUUUUACUCUUAUUCAUUCAUUAAAUGUGUACAAGACGGUGUCCACAGGACACAGAGGCAAUCAGUGCAAUCGGAGUACCUGAUGUAGAAAAAGGCAACUUCCACUGUCGGAAUACAGCAAAUCCUCUUCCCAAUAAACGUAAUUAUCUUAUCUACCAAUAAACGCAGCCACAGCCAAAUACCUGCUUUAAACAUGUUUACACACUUUACGAUACAUGAAAUGUAUAAAUGAAAUACUGUAAUGCUUAAAGCUGCAGUAGGGAGCUAUAAUAAUCAAUUCGUUUUUUGCAUAACAGAUAGACAGAUAAUCUGGGAAACAAUUGAGCUCCUCCGUUUUCUCACUGUUGUCCUGCAGCCGUCUGCAGUAAUACACCGCUUCCAGUCAGAAACAACCAAUCAGUGCCAGGACGAGGGUCUUAAUUCUGUCAAUCAGGCUCGUGUAUGCACUGCUCAAUGGGAAAGAACUUACUGUUACAGAAAAAACUUUCAUCUGUUGUCAUCAGUGGCCAUGCUAACUAGCCUUAGCUUUCAUGGCAGGCUCCAGUGUGAUAAACUAGCUGAGAGCAAGGGGAGUGUGUGAGCUGCAUGUACACAAGGGUGAUUGACAGUGGUAAGACCCUGCUCCUGGUUCUGAUUGGUUGUUUCUGACUGAGCGGAGUAUUUCUGCAGAUGGCAGUAGGACCGCAGGGAGAAGGCAGAGGAGCUCAAUUUUUCACAGAUUGCCUGUCUCAUGUUUUAAUAAACAUGUAAAAAGCAUAUUGUUUCUAAAAGUUACUCACUGCAACUUUAAGUAGUGAUUUUUUCUAAGACCUUUUUGAAACAUUUCUACCUACUUCUAACAUCUAAAUGCCUGUGUAAGAGAAAUGUUUACCGAGACAGACUUCUGACGGCUGGUUGCCAUAUGUAAACAUGAGCGAAUAAAAUAAAUGAAAUUUAAAUAAAAUAAAAACCAUGGCAGUUGCUUCCCUUUGAUGACUUAUGCAUUUUCUCAAAUCCUGAGCUUAAUCAAAACAAUGAAAAAUGAGGUAAGAUUGCAUCAGACUUUCAUUUCUUGCUUCUAAGUGACUCAGGAAAUGUUGCAAAACAGGAACACUGCAGAAAUGGUGGAGAGACUUUAUAAUUGGUUUAGCCGUUCAAACUGUACAUAUGGAAGUAUGAAGAACACUGAACAGAGCGCAGAAAAGAUAAAGCAAACUGUUACUGCUGCAAAAGGAUUCAUGCCCCUUAAGCUUUUCAACAAUUUGUCACGUUGCAACCACAAACUUAAAUGUUUUUUAUUAGAACUUUAUAUAACAAACCAAUGUAAAGUAGUGCAUAAUUGUAAAAUGAAAGGAAAUUGGUAGUUCGCAAAUAAAAAAAAGACUUCUGAAGUUACUAAUGGUAUGUAUAUGUGAUUUAAUCUCAUCUAAAUACAGGCAAUUGGGUAUUAACGUUAAAUUUUCUUGAGAUCUCAAGAAGUUUUAUCGUGGUUAAAUAAAGGUUGAAUAAAGACCUUUAUUUCCACUGUGGAAACACAGUGGUAGCAGCAUCAAGCUUAUCGGAGUUGAUGUGAAAAUGAAUGGCGCUAAAUUAAAGACGAGCCUGCCGAAAUAUGAAAAGGUUCCAGCAGGGCAGUAACCCUAAACACAUCGCCAGAUUUACAUUGGAAUGGUUUAGAUGAAGGGAUAAUUAGGCCCGAGCAGCAAAGCGCUGCGAAGGCCUAUUGUAUCUGUACUGUUUAUUAGGCCCGAGCAGC
Molecule: messenger RNA, 4304 nt
Organism: Xiphophorus maculatus (southern platyfish)
Lineage: Eukaryota; Metazoa; Chordata; Actinopteri; Cyprinodontiformes; Poeciliidae
Gene: slc25a15a
Exons: 14
Coding region: 353-2170 (605 amino acids)
Cellular component (GO): plasma membrane
Source: RefSeq, a predicted model, not a curated record